Molecule: messenger RNA, 1146 nt
Organism: Arachis stenosperma
Lineage: Eukaryota; Viridiplantae; Streptophyta; Magnoliopsida; Fabales; Fabaceae
Product: DNA polymerase II subunit B3-1
Exons: 4
Coding region: 5-649 (214 amino acids)
Biological process (GO): regulation of DNA-templated transcription
Cellular component (GO): nucleus
Molecular function (GO): protein heterodimerization activity
Source: RefSeq, a predicted model, not a curated record
AGUAAUGGCUUCAAACUCCAAAACCGAAAACAAGACGAAGAAGAAGAACACCAAAACCGUAACCAAACAAAAUUCCAAGACCAUCACCAAAUCGAAGAACGAGAACAAGAACAAGAACAAGAAGAAGGAGAACGUCUCAGAUAAUAAGAAGAACAAGAAGAGGGAGAAUGACAAUGCCAACAAAAAGAACAACAACAACAACAAGAAGAAGCUCACACACAGCAAUGGCAACUCGAAGCACCGCGGUGUUGAAUCGCUGGUUGCUCCUAGCUCCAGCUCCGAGUCACAGCAAAAGCGAGAAGUAGAAUCAGUUGAACAAGAAGAGGAAGAUAGCACUGUAGUCUCCAAUGGACGAACCGAUGGCAAAAAACCUAAGAAAGCGAAGCGUAAUCGGGAGGAGGUGCAAGAGGAAGACGAAGGAGACGCGAAAUCGCACGUGUUUCCGAUGAAUCGUAUAAGAACAAUUGUCAAGGCCGAAGAUCCCGAUUUGCGCGUUUCUCAGGAAGCGAUUUUCGUCGUCAACAAAGCUGCGGAGAAGUUCCUUGAACAAUUUGCGCAGGACGGUUAUGUUCGGUGUGUUCAAGAGCGUAGGAAGUCUCUGAGCUACAAGCACCUAGAUCCAUGCUUCCGGUUUCAGCGCAUGUUGUGAGUAAGCAGCGGAGAUAUGAAUUUCUUUCUGAUUUUGUUCCUGAGACAAUGAAAGCUGAGGAUGCAUUAUGAGAGAGAAAUUCAGGAGGGAAUGGAGGAAGUUAGAAACUGUAAAGCAAUGCAAGUGGGGAAUUCAAUCUUAUACCUUUAUCUAAUGUUGUAACAAUAUGUUAUAGAAGUAUGUAUCUAAUGAGUAAUUCACUGCUUUGCAUUCCAUAGUGUAUGUUACUUUCACAACUCCCUGUAAGAUGCAUAUUUAUGCUCUGCAGAUGCAUCCAUUGUUUAAGAUGAAACCAAUUUAUCUGCCAUCCAUUUUGAAACAUAUAAUACUUAACGGGGAGUUUCUUUGGUGAAGAGUAGAAUUAGGUAGAGAGUGAAUAUUUUUACUAAAUUUAGGAAAAACAUGUGCAUUGCAUAUGACAAAUUUUUUUGGGUGGAUUUUUUCUUUACUUAAAAAUGUAAUUAUUACUCUUCACCAAAGCAUCAUCAAUCUUCAUC